Messenger RNA from Ectocarpus sp. CCAP 1310/34, 438 nucleotides. Lineage: Eukaryota; Phaeophyceae; Ectocarpales; Ectocarpaceae. The record is from the annotation of a GenBank genome assembly.
AUGGUGGCGGGAAAGCCGCAGCCAGCAGCCCCCGUCUCGGAUGCCGACGAGCAGCACUUCGAGACACUGAGCCCCCUCCGCAAGCUGGUCGUGGUCUGCCACCGGUUGAAGGCUAGCCCGACCUUCAAGCGUAUCGCCAGCCCGCCGGUGAUGGGGUGCAUUGCGGGCAUGUUCGCGGGACUGCUGCCUGUUGGGAGGAAGCUGCUUCUCGGCCGGUCUGCUCCUCUUUCGCCGCUCUUUGAUGCGCUCAAGAGCUUGGGAAACGCAUACCUCCCCGCGGCAAUCUUGGUUCUCGCGGGCUCCCUCGCUAGGCCUGCCUCGAAGCCCCAUCCUGUUGCACCGGCGGCUGCGGCGGCGGCGGGAGAAGCGUCGACCCCAGCGGCUGCGGUGACAUACCAGCCAGAUACUAAGGCGGCCUUCUACAAGAAGGUGACGUAA